UCAGUCUUAGUUUUCGUGAAGUGGGGGAUUGCACCAGUGGUUUGCUAAGAAUUGAGUACAAAUUCAGCAAUCUCCCCCAAGGGAGAGGACACAUGAACCUCUCACAUGAACCAUCCCUGCUGGAACUUUAAAGUAAACUUUAAAUAUUCUCUGUACUUUUCCCACUUCAUUUCAUGAAUUCAUCGAUUCAUAUUCAUUGUCUAUUUACUCUCAUGCAUGAAUAGGCCAACAGUAUUGUGAUAAUGGUUGAAAGUUGUUCUACAUCUAUUGGUUCAGAGUGAAGCAUUGCAAUGAAUUACAAUGAUAACUCCGACAUAAAUAAUUAUGUCUUACUUUCAUGACUCAGAUCCAUCUCCUCAUUCAUUAUUCCAUUUGAUGAGACUCUCUGGCACGCAAGGUUUCACAAUUGUUUCAAUUAAUUUUCUAAUUAAUCAUAUUGCUAAAUCAAGCACUCAUCUAAGUGUAGAAGAAGUCAGUUUGAAUAAAAAACGUAACAGUGUAAAGAGAAAGCAGGGAAUGAGAAAAGUGACGAAAGGAAGAGGCAGAUCAAAAUAAGAUCUAAUAGCAAGACAUCUUAUAACCAUUACCAAAGAGACGAGAAAUUCCAUAAUAUUGUUCUUUCCUCUGAGCUAUUGCAUAACAUGAAGAUAUGAUACAACGAUUUUUGCAGUAAAUAAUUCAGAGGAAAUUCAUGUGAGAGAGUAUAAAGGAGGGGAAGUACAGUUCUGGAAGAUGUGUAUAAAAGGAAAGAAUUUUAGUGGAUAAGUAUCAGUUGUUCUCAGUUGAGGUAACAAUCUAACAAUAAUUUGCAAGAGUUCUCGAAUUCAAUCCCAGUGUUUUUGAAUAGCUUGCAAUACUUAGAAAGUAAUAUGUCGAGUUUUCAUGGGUUAAUAGUGUUAUUGUGUGUAUUAGGUCAGUCAUUGAGUGUUCAUCAAACUUCCAAUGUGAGCGAUAAGGAUAGUAAACAAGGCAAGAGGGAGAUAUUUGAUCAUGCGAUACACGAGGAUCAAGGUCAUCACAUAAGUGAACAUGGAGAGUUUCUUCGUUUGAAACCAUUGGAGAACGGAAAAUUUCUGGAGGAUUUCCACCACGACCAAAAACUACAUCAUCAUGGUUUGAAACUUGAAGAUUCGACUCACAAUCAUCACGAAGAUUUCAAGGAGCAGAAAACUGUAACAAUCAUCAAGAACAUACCAGUUCCUUACCCAGUUCAGGUCGAAAAGAAAGUAACAGUUCCAGUGGAUCGUCCGUACCCUGUUCCAGUUCUUAAACCCUACCCAGUCACCGUUGAAAAGCACGUUCCAGUUCCAGUCAAAGUACCGGUUCCUGUGAAAGUAGCAGUUCCAGUACCUGCUCCCUACCCGGUUGAGAAACGAGUACCAUAUCCAGUGACAGUACACGUGGAAAAGUCCUAUCCAGUGGCUGUUCCAAAACCGUACCCAGUCUUCAUCGAGAAACCUGUUCCAGUAACCGUUAUCAAGAAGGUUCCAGUGAAAAUCCAAGUCGACCGGCCUUAUCCAGUGCAUUUCCCAGUGGAAAAGCCGGAUUUUCAUCAUCAAACUGUAUAUAAUCCAGGUAAGGAACAUUCUUCGGUAGGUUUUAAAGGAAAACAUGGAUCUUAUUCGCAUCAUAUAGCACAUGAUCUCAACGGAAGUCAUGAAUAUAGUACCGGAAAAUUUGAAGAAAGCAAGAGUGGUUAUACAGUUCACUUCUAA
Nilaparvata lugens (brown planthopper) is the source of this 1715-nucleotide messenger RNA. RefSeq names its product titin-like. Bases 870 to 1715 code for a protein of 281 amino acids. The transcript has a single exon. The record is from RefSeq and is a predicted model, not a curated record. NCBI's taxonomy places the organism in Eukaryota, Metazoa, Arthropoda, Insecta, Hemiptera, Delphacidae.